AUCAGCUCAGAGUCGGAGGCCGGGCUGAGCAGCUCUCCACUGCCAGCCACACCCAUUCUGGCACGCCGAUCAAUGCAAGCUGCCAUGUGGAAAACGUUCCUGUUUGGCAGACACAAGUACCUAGAAGGAGAAGCUGAUCGUCCAGCUUAUGCAGUGGCAUAGUUUUUGGGUCAUGAUGCUGAUCAGCAGGAAUCCGUGCAUCUGGCAGCUUCAGGUGGCACAACUAACAACCUCAAGAGGGGAUGAAAGCGAAGUUGUCAGAUCAGAAGGUUCAAUGCAUUGAUUGGCAGCAAGUUUCUUCUCUGCUGACCUUAAACCAUAGAAUGCAAUUGCGUGCAGAAUUGUGAAGGUCUCUCUAGGAAAGUCAUGGCGACCUUCAUCACAGUUUUGGAGAAUGAGAUGAGAAGUCUCUCUACUGAAGCACGUCGAAAGUAUCCUUCCCUCAAGGACGCCGCAGAAAGGGGAAUCCUCAAGCUCCGAGCUACCCCCGACGCUGCAGCAAUUGCUCAAAAUGAUGAGGUCAUCAAGACCUUCCUGCUGGCCUGCGAGACCAAAAAUGUGAAGAUAUGCGCGAUUGGACUCUCCUGUCUUCAAAAGCUGACGGCCCAUGAUGCCAUACCUGUCACGUCACUGCCACAGAUCCUGGCUACACUAGAGCAGAAUUCAGAGUUGCUGGAUGAGAGUGUACAGCUGAAGACACUCCAGCUCAUACUGACCCUACUGCAGUCAACCGUGCACCCAGAAAAAGAGAACGAUGUUUCCAUUGUGUUGGGUAUCUGCUUCCGGUUGCUUGGGAAUCCAAGAAGUGUGGACAGCGUGAGAGGAACGGCGGCUGCGACCCUAAGACAGGCAGUGGCGCUCACGUUCGACCGAGUGGUGGCAGCUGAGGGGCUGCCAAGCACUGGCAGCCAGCGAGGGGGUACUCGCAGAGUGUCUGGAACAAUCAUCCCUGGAAGCACCGUCAGUGUGCAGGGUGGACAAGGGCUUCAGAAAGAGUACAGCCUUUCUACACCCUCCUCAAAGCGCAUCUCGCAUCCGGACGACCUCAAGGCUGCGCUCAAAGAGCUGUCCCAGCCAGGCCGUCUUGGCCUGAAGCUUCUGGAAGACAUCAUCGCGCUUGCUCACGGCAGCCCCGCCUGCUGGCUCAAUGUCCCUUCCCUCUCCCGCGUCUUUGCGCUCGACAUGCUCGAGUACGUCCUCUCCCACUACGUUGCGAUCUUCAUGCUCCUCCCCGCCUACUCCAACGUCCUCCGCCAAAAGGCCUGCUCGCUCCUGAUAACGUCACUACGAGCAACGGGGGAGCUGGAGGGCGACGUUGGGGAGCCGCCCGUGCGCCGGAUGCUCCUACGGUGCGUCUCGACGGUGACGCGCUUCUAUGCGACGAUCAUCACGACCGAGUGCGAGGUGUUCCUCCAGAUGCUCAUCAAGAGCAUGGAGCUGGAGCAGGCGCUCUGGCACCGCAUCUACGUCCUCGACGUGCUGCGCGGGUUCUGCACCGAGGCGCGCGUGCUGCGCACCAUCUUCGAGAUCUUCGACAUGCGCCCGCACAACACGAACGUCGUCCACGACAUGGUCGCCACGCUGGCGCGCGUCGUGAGCAUCAUCCAGUUCCCCGACCUGAACGAAGAGGUGAUGCUGGCCGUUGCCAGCAUGUUCACCAGCCGAGCCAAGGGGGUCGAGUGGGUCAUCGAAGUCGACACCAGCGGGAACCCUCUUGUUGCUGCGGUGAACGAGGCCCAGGCGAUCACACUCGCCAUCGAGAGUCUCCUUGGGGCGGUCCUGACGAUAUCCACACUGGCAGACGAAGCCGUGGAGGAGGGCGAGUUAGAAUCUCCGAGCUGCCAGAAACCGGACAUCGAGCUGCCGGAAGAGGGCGACAGUGCGAGCGUCGAGCACCGAGCCCUCGCGAUGGCGGGGAUUGUGGUGACGUCAGCAGGCAAGGGGGAGGGCGACGAGGCCGCGGUCGGCAGCGGGCAGGGCCUCGGGGACAUGUGCCGGCGGAUGGUCGACUCGGUAUGGAAGACGCUGCUAGAGGCGCUGUCCCUGGUGCUGGCGAAGAGCACCAACGAGUCAACGAUCCUGGAGAUCCUGCGGGGGUACCAGGCGUUCACGCAGGCGUGCGGGCUGCUGCGGGCCGUGGAGCCGCGGGACGCGUUCCUGGCGUCGCUGUGCAAGUUCACGAUGGCGCAGCACACCAACCCGGAGGGGGCAGUCGACCUUGGCAAGAGCAUCAGCCGCAAGGGCGAGGACGGAAUCGUUCUGACGCCGAAGAAUGUCCAGGCACUGCGCACAUUGUUCAAUGUCUCGCACCGAUUGGCCGACGUGCUAGGCCCCGCUUGGGUGCUCGUUCUCGAAACGCUGGCCUGUUUGGACCGCACCCUACACGCACCUCAUGCCACCACGCAAGAAGUUUCGGUGAGUGUCCCCAAGCUGGGGACCUCCGGGGGUUUGAGCGACUUCUCGAUCCUGUCGAGCCUCGACUCGCAGCUGUUCGAGAGCACGGCGCACAUGAGCGACACGGCAGUGCGCGCGCUAAUCGGGGCCCUGCGCCAGGUCUCAAAAGGUGCGGUGUCGGGGAUUUCCUCCGGGCUGGGCAUGGCGGCUAGCGGGAGCAACCAGGAGCGGGGUCCGGGGGCCGGGGGGGCGCCCCAGGGCCUCCCGAGAAUGUUUGCGGUGGACCGGAUGGUCGACACGGUGAUGCACAACCUGCACCGGGUGGACCGACUCUGGGACGAAGUGACGGGCCACCUGUUGGAACUGACGGAGCACGAGAGCCCGGCCGUGCGGACGGCGGCGCUCGACGCCUUGGAUCGGCUGCUGACCGCCGUGCUGGGCUGCGGGAAAGUGAAGGAGGAGGCCGCGGCGGGCCGCGACAAGGAGGCGAAGCGAAGGAAGAGCCACGACGCGGAAGGGGCCGGCGGAACGUUUAGCCCGAGCGCUAGCAAGCUGCGGCCGAAAGAGCUCUUGCUGGACGUUGGGCCCCGGCCGCUGAACGAGAAGUUCGAAGUGCUGGUCAUCCAGCCGUUGGUCCGAUUGUACGGCGCCAAGGACGGGGACAUGCGCGCGGGCGCGCUGCGGAGUCUGUUGCAUAUCCUGGAGCGGCACGGGGAGCGGCUGUACCACAGCUGGCCCGUGCUGCUGAAGCUGCUCGGGCGCGUCGCGACCGACGCGGAGAAGGACCUCGUCCCGCUCGGCUUCCAGAGCGUCCGCGUCGUGAUGAACGACUGCCUCGCGACGAUGCCCGCGGACGCGCUGCGCACGUGCGUCGAGGUCGCGGGCGCGUACGGCGCCCAGAAGGCGGACCUGAACAUCAGCCUGACUGCGGUCACGCUCCUCUGGACGACGGCCGACUUCUUCGGGAAGGGCGGCCAAGAGGCUGUGGUGGACGUGGGGUCACCGCUCGAGGCGCGGAAGCAGAGCCAUGCGGGCGCGACGACCAGCGACGCAAAGGAGAACGGCCGGCCGCCGUCGCGACUGGGGCCGGGGCUGUCGCGGCCGUCCGAAGGGGAGUCGGGCAGUCGGAAAGAGGUGCUGGCUGGGGAGAGUCCGGUAGGGAAGGGAGGCUUGGCUGGAAAAGAAAUGGGACUUGGGACGUCGCCAGGGAGGGAGAACCCCAGAGCGGGGGAAGGAGGCGGCCCGUGGUUGGGAGGCGCCGACGAGGGGAGCCAUAAGCUGGACGCGAAGAAUGAGCAGCUGCUGGGGGACGUAUUCCUGGAGCUCCAGGCGCUGUGUACCGAUGACAGGCCAGAGGUGCGCAACUCCGGCAUCCGCACCCUUUUCGCGUCGCUGGUCAGCCACGGGUCCCGCAUCUCGGCCGAGCUGUGGCGUCACUGCGUGUGGGAGCUGCUGCUGCCGCUCCUGGAGAACGUCAAGCACCUAGCUGCCACGUCAUCCAAGGAGGAGUCUGCGGGCCGGGAGCUGGGAAAGGCGGGGGGCAAAACGGUCCUUAUGCUGGUGCACCACAGCCGCAACACGGCCCAGAAGCAGUGGGACGAGACGCUGGUGAUGUACCUGAGCGGCAUGUCGCGCCUGCUGCGCUCCUACUUCCGGCUCCUCGAGGCCAUGCCCGACUUCGACAAGGCCUGGAGCUCGUACCUCCAGUUCGUCGCGGAGAGCAUCGCCGAGGGCAGCAAGGAGGUCGGCAUCGCGGCCGUCAGCUCCAUCCACACUGUGCUGCAAGCCCAGGCGUCCAAGGGCACCCUCCCCCGGUCCUACUGGGACUCGGCCUUCGACCUGCUCGAGGACGCCGCCCGGCGCUCGGUGCAGCCCGAGAGCCGCGUCGCCCUCAAGGCGCGGCUCGAGCUCCUGGAGAGCCUGGGCGCGCUCUACUCCAAGUGUUCCGCCGCAUUCGAACCGACCGACUUCCUGCGCGCCCUCGCGAUGAUCGACGUCCUCGCAAAGUGGCCGCUGCUUCCGGAAGACAGCGCCAGCCUGCCGGGGACGCUCCCCCAGGUCCAGCGCACGGUGCUCGACGUUCUGCCGCAGAUGCGGCCAAUCGGGGAGCGCCACGUGGCGCUCUGGCCGGCGCUGCUGCAGCAGAUGGUGGGGUACCUGCCCGGGGGCGAGGCGGUGCGGCUGCCCUACUGCCGGGUGCCGCAAAAGUACAGGAGAAAGAAGGGGGGGGGUGCGGACGCCAAGCGUACGGACCCCCUGGAAACGUCCGUCACGUCGUUGGUGUCUCACGAGCUGAACUUCGACAAAGGAAGGGAUGAAGUAGGCGCUCCUAACAACGCUCCGGUGCAGAACGGUUCGGUGGACGGUCCGAAAAUGGAGCAGCCCGGUUCGGACGGUCCGGAGGCAGAGCCGGACAGCAGCUUCACGGGCUGGGUGUCAUCUCUGUGGGGCGGGGGCAGCAGGCGGCCCUCGGAGGAGUCCCCCAAGCCGUUGCCCAAGAGCGCUGCGGAUGAGCAACCACGAGAAGUAGUCGAGAACGGCCAACCUGCGGCGCCUUCUCAAGAGCCUGAGGACGCGUCGAAAGCAACCGCAGCAGCCACAGUCGAGGAAGCGGCGGACGGGGACGCAUUGGAGAGUCAAGAGUCGUCAGACGACUACCCGGAAAUUGCGCCCGGUGCUCUCUCCCCUCUGUUUGCGGAGAAGGUCUGUGCGGUCCUCACCGAGUCGUACUGCGGGCACGCCCCGAAAGACGCGCAGGUGAUGGUCCUGCCGGACGUGGUCGCCGCGCUCGGGCGGUGCAUGAUCACGCGGCGCGACGCGCCCGACUCGGACCUCUGGCGUGUGGCCGUCCGAUGCCUAAAACAGGUCUUGAACGCCGCGUUAGGCACCCCGGAAAGCUCCCCCGACUGGAACAUCGCGAGCCCCACCGCAGAGGCGGUCGACUCCGCGUCGCUGGAAGACUGGACCGCCGCACUGCAGCGCCGCCUGGAGGGGGAUCCCUCCGAGGCCCUCGGCGAGCUUGGGCGGCCGCGGCUGUGGAAGGAGCUCGCGCAGCUCUUCGAGGACUUCCUGCUGGGCGCCUGCGGGAAGCCGCAGCUCGGGGGGAUCCCCCCGGAGACCGCCAAGAGCGACGAGCAGCUGGAGGGCGUGGCGCUGGACACGCUGUGCGAGCGGGUGCUGGCGCACUGUAGGGAAGCGCCGGAGGAGGUGCAGCGGCGGCUGGUGGCGGUGAUCGACAACUGCGCGGCGCGCACGUCGCAGCUGCCGCUCGGGAAGGCUGUGCCGGAGAACUGCAGCCGGUUCUCGCUGGCGUGCCUGGUGCGCCUGUUCGUGUUGUGCGGCCGAGGGGGCCCCCAGGACGGGUACGACUCCUCGUCGGUUAUCGGCGCCCGUGUUGCUCUCCCCAUCUUGAUCGCCCGUUGCGACUCCAUCCUGAAGCGGUUCGCAGAGGACGAGAGCGAAGUUGGCGACACUCGCCUUCCCCAGAUGCGCCUUGACGAGCUGGUGUGCAUGCUCCAAGAGCUCGCGCGCCUAGUUCUCCACCCGCAGGCCGCCUCCGUGAUCGACAUCCCCCUGGGGCCGCACAAAGCGGAGGGCGCUGCGGCGCGGGCGUUCACGAACGGGACCGGACGUUCUCGGGGGGGCGGCCGGACGUCCUGGAAGGACGACGAGGGGCGGCAACUAGGGUGGGAGCGCGCGCACCUGCUGCUGCUGUACACCCCCCUGUGCGAAAUGGUCAUCUCCAGGGAACCUCGAGUGCGGGAGCUAGUGCUCGUUCUUUUCCGCUUGCUAGGGGCCGAGCUGGGCCUGGUCAGAAACAUCAAGGAGCUGCCCGUCUAAGAAUUACCUUCAGAUCAAAUGCUCUCGUUCAGGUGAUCUGGCAAUAGUGCACAAGCGCCUGAAUCCUCAGCCCAUCACCCAUGGCUAACUUCCCAACGAGUCGGAUCGUCAGUGUGGCCGUAGCAUCAUCGACUCUGCAAACUUAAGAAUAAAUCUACUGUCAAAAGAGUCUUCGCC
Klebsormidium nitens is the source of this 6411-nucleotide messenger RNA. Lineage: Eukaryota; Viridiplantae; Streptophyta; Klebsormidiophyceae; Klebsormidiales; Klebsormidiaceae. The record is from the annotation of a GenBank genome assembly.